AUGUUUUGUAUGCCACACGAGCUGUAUCCUCAACAUAAGCUUCUCUCACCGAGUCAGCAGGAGCCUUCGUCAUUGUGUCCGUCUGAGUUUCUGCCUGACUGCAUCGCUGAGGCGCCCAGCUUGCAUCUCGGAGCGGGUAAAAAGCGGGCGGCCGCAGAAGGGGCCCGCGGGGCGCCAGUCAACAAGAGGAAAUCGCUCCUGAUGAAGCCCCGCCACUACAGUCCCAGUCCCUGCCCCAGCGAGGGGGACGGCGAGGAAGACCUGGCAAGCGCUCAGGACAAAGACGUGCCCAGGAACACUGACACUCCAGCAGAUGAGGACCUCAAUGGUGGUGAUGUUCUGGAAGACGCUAUCUAUCACAACGCAAAGUCUCACCACUUGUUGUCAUGGUCAGAACGAACGAGUGAAGGUUCGCCAGACCUGGCGGCUCAGAUAUCCGAACACCAGAAUGAGCAAGAGGAGGAGGAGGAACACAACCAGGACUUUGAAGACAAAAACCAAGAAGAGAUCAGAGCCAGUUAUCACCUGUCUCCAGACACAGAGGCAGAUGAAGAAGAAUGGAGCGCUCCUCCAUCCCUAACGAAGGUCAACGGGAUCCAUCACAGCCCCAGUCCACCUGCAGACGAUGCUCUUAUGAAGAGACUCCGGAUUGGACAGCAGCUGCACGAAGACGCUCUUUCUGCUUACAUGAACAGAAACAGUGCAGGGACCUUUAUGGAGGAGUAUGGCUCUGCAAGAGAGUUCAGCGACAGUGAGGAGGAGCUCCAGACGCCCAGGAUGGAGGAGCGAGGAGGUGUUUGGGGUCCAGGUCUGGUGGCCAGACGUCUGGAGCUGGACAGGGCCCGACUGAACCUCAGUCUUCUAGAGCAGGCCAUGGUGCUGCAGUCUGAACAUAGACAGGUCCUCCACAGUGCCUACAAAGACAUGGACCGCUUCUUCCUGGAGCAGAUGAACCACGAACGGAGACAGCAGAGGAUGCUGGAGAUAGACGCUCGAGCCAUGUACCACAGCAGCAAAGAUUCCCCUCGGACAGAAAAGAAAGACAUCAAAUGUCCGACCCCGGGCUGUGAUGGGACGGGUCAUGUGACAGGCCUCUACCCUCAUCACCGGAGUCUAUCAGGAUGUCCCCACAAAGUCAGAGUGCCCCCAGAGAUCCUCGCCAUGCACGAAAACGUCCUCAAGUGUCCGACCCCUGGCUGUACAGGAAGAGGUCAUGUCAACAGUAACCGUAGCACGCAUAGAAGUCUCUCAGGCUGCCCGAUAGCUGCUGCAGAGAAGAUCUCCAAACCGCAGGAGGAUCCCACAAAUUGCAGACAGACGGCAGAGAGGAUGACGAGACCUUUAGGAAACAUGAAGAAAUUUGACUUCACGUACAGAUUUGCACAUCCUAUGGCAGCGUUGCAGGCCAGCAUGGCCAAAGACAUGGACAAGUACACUAAAGGCCAUUUCGACUACGCCAGUUUUGAUGCCCAGGUCUUUGGCAAGCAGGCUCAGAUGGCAUCCGACCAGAGUCACGAAUCUUCACACUUUCCUGACUCCGCUCAGUUCCCCUGUUUUCUGGGUUCUGGUGGUCAUAUGAUCAUGGCCGGAGACAACAGACCCAGUCGACAUAAAGCCCAAAGCAACGCCCUCCAGUCCAACAUCGCAUCCGCAGCCAUCCUCAACCUCUCAACCCGUUGCCGAGACAACGGCGAGGCCCUGCCCCCCAGCCGGCCCCUGGCAUCAUCCACAAAGGACUCUCUGAUAGAGGUAGACGAGAAUGGAACGCUGGAUUUAAGUAUGAAGAAAAAGAGAGAAAAGGCGAGGGACUGUUCCGUGAUGCCGGCGUUAGGAGACGCUCUUUUCAUCCCACCUGAACCUUCUCUAGCCAAAGCGGCGGGUCUCCAGAUCUCACCGGCCAUCUACCGUGUCCUCUACGAACAGGACGCCUGGGACACGCCGCUGAACUACAGCAAAACACCUGCACAGCAAGACAAAGAGAUGGAUCAGCUGGAGAAGGCGUCUCUCGAGGAUAAAGCAUACAAUGGGGAUGCAAGCAUGGCAAAAAAUAAGAUGCUCAUAAGAGACAACAAGAAAGAGCUGAUGAGUUGUCCGACACCAGGUUGUGAUGGUAGUGGUCAUGUGACAGGAAAUUAUGCGUCACAUAGAAGUGUAUCUGGUUGCCCACUGGCUGACAAGACCCUGAAAUCACUAAUGGCUGCUAAUUCGCAAGAGCUCAGGUGCCCGGUGGCAGGCUGUGACGGUCAGGGCCACGUGUCGGGUAAAUACACGUCUCAUCGCAGCGCAGGAAGUUGCCCGAUCGCCACCAAGCUGCAGAAGGAGAGCUCUGUGAACGGAUCUGCCUUUUCCUGGAAGCUCUGUAAACAGGAGCUUCCGCACUGCCCUCUGCCCGGCUGCAACGGCUUGGGUCACGCCAACAACGUCUUUAUCACACACAGGAGUUUGUCAGGAUGUCCACUAAACGCCCAGAGUAUCAAGAAGAAACUCUCCGAUGAGGAGAUGAUGACCAUCAAACUCAAAACCAGCAGCGGUUUCGAAAACAGUGAAGACAUGCAGCACUUGGAUCACGAAAUAAAGGAGCUAAAUGAAUCCAAUCUGAAGAUAGAAGCAGACAUGAUGCAGCUCCAGACUCAGAUUUCAUCUAUGGAGUGCAACCUCAAGACUAUCGAGGAGGAGAAUAAAAUAAUCGAGCAGCACAACGACAGUCUGUUGAAGGAGUUAGCGCAUCUCAGUCAAGCACUUAUCAACAGUCUCACAGAUAUCCAGCUGCCGCAGAUGGGUCCAAUAAACGAACAGAACUUCGAAGCCUACGUGAACACGUUGACGGAUAUGUACAACAAUUCAGAGCAGGAGUAUUCACCCGAAUGCAAAGCCUUACUGGACAGCAUCAGACAGGCCAUCAAGGGCAUUCACAUAUAAGGCCAAACUCUCGUUCACAACCCUUUGAUUGUCCGCAGAGGGCUGGCUUUGUCAUCUGUGCAAGAUAUGUCUCGUUUAA
This is a messenger RNA of Sinocyclocheilus grahami, 2998 nucleotides long. Its product is annotated as suppression of tumorigenicity 18 protein-like. Gene Ontology annotation, molecular function: RNA polymerase II cis-regulatory region sequence-specific DNA binding; DNA-binding transcription factor activity, RNA polymerase II-specific; zinc ion binding. Gene Ontology annotation, biological process: regulation of transcription by RNA polymerase II. The coding region runs from base 1 to 2919 and encodes 972 amino acids. The record is from RefSeq and is a predicted model, not a curated record. Lineage: Eukaryota; Metazoa; Chordata; Actinopteri; Cypriniformes; Cyprinidae. Gene Ontology annotation, cellular component: nucleus. The transcript has 18 exons.